Messenger RNA from Humulus lupulus (European hop), 2065 nucleotides. RefSeq names its product protein NUCLEAR FUSION DEFECTIVE 4-like. Lineage: Eukaryota; Viridiplantae; Streptophyta; Magnoliopsida; Rosales; Cannabaceae. Gene Ontology annotation, cellular component: membrane. The record is from RefSeq and is a predicted model, not a curated record. The transcript has a single exon. The coding region runs from base 185 to 2005 and encodes 606 amino acids.
AAGUCUCUUCCCCCCACACUCAGUAACUUCCCAAGUCAACUCUAAAGUAGUUUUGUAUAUAUCACUCUUUCUACCGUUAUACUAUAUUAAUAGCCCAAUCCCCCAAAUUAAUUUUUCCCAAUAACUCAUAGCCAACUUAGUUUUUCUUUAAUAUUUCUCAGUAUCACCAAUAUAUCAAAUCAAAAUGGUCGUUGCCGGAUCAGGCAGCGGCGGCGGAGAGGGUUGGGCCACCACCAAAGGCAUAACCUUGCAAGUCCUAAAUGGCCGAUGGUUCAUGGUAUUCGCUUCACUUUUAAUCAUGUCCGCCGCGGGGGCCACCUACAUGUUUGGUCUCUACUCAAGCGACAUUAAGGAGGUUCUCGGCUACGACCAAACGACUCUCAACUUGUUGUCGUUUUUCAAGGACGUGGGCUCCAACGUCGGCAUCCUUUCCGGUCUAAUCAACGAGGUGACGCCGCCGUGGGUGGUCCUCUCCGUCGGCGCCGUCCUCAACUUCUUCGGCUAUUUCAUGAUAUGGAUGGCGGUGACCAAAAAAAUCCCAACUCCCAAGGUCUGGCACAUGUGUGUCUACAUCUGCAUAGGGGCCAACUCACAGUCCUUCGCCAACACCGGCUCCCUAGUCACGGUGGUAAAAAAUUUCCCGGAGUCACGCGGCGCCGUAUUGGGUCUUCUCAAGGGCUAUGUUGGUCUGAGUGGAGCUAUAAUAACUCAGCUCUACCACGCCUUCUACUUCGACGAUACAAAAGCCUUGAUCCUCCUCAUCGGAUGGUUACCAGCCGCUAUUUCCUUCGCUUUUCUCAGAACCAUUCGGUACAUGAAAGUCAUACGACAACCCAAUGAGCUCAAAGUCUUCUAUAACUUUCUCUAUAUUUCGCUUGGCCUCGCCGGGUUUCUCAUGAUCAUGAUCAUAAUACAAAACAAACUUACGUUUACUCGGCCGGAGUUUGGAGCUAGCGCCGGAAUGGUAAUCUUCUUGCUAAUUGUUCCAAUGGCUCUCGUUGUUUUCGAAGAAUAUAAGCUCUUUCGGUCCAAUAAACUCGACUUCACUAGGAUUGAGGAAAAAAGUAGUAGUACCACUCUUGACGAUCAUAACCAUAAUAAUCAUAAGAAUGCUUCGCAACCACCGAAUUCGGUUUCAGUAUCCGAACCCGAACCCGAAACUGAAGCCUCGUGCUGGAAAACGGCAUUCCAGCCCCCGAACAGGGGAGACGACUACACAAUACUACAAGCUCUUUUCAGUAUCGACAUGUUCAUUCUCUUCAUUGCCUGCAUCUGCGGCGUCGGGGGUACUUUGACGGCAGUCGACAAUCUCGGGCAAAUCGGGUCUUCACUCGGGUACCCGAAACGGAGCAUAAGCACGUUCGUCUCGUUAGUCAGCAUAUGGAACUAUCUGGGUCGGGUCGUAGCGGGUUUUUCAUCGGAGUUCUUCUUGACCCGGUACAAGUUUCCUCGACCUCUCCUGUUGACUUUGAUCAUAUUGCUCUCUUGCGUGGGUCACCUUUUGAUCGCGUUCGACGUCCCCAACGGUCUUUACUUUGCGUCGAUGAUCAUCGGGUUCUGCUUCGGGGCCCAAUGGCCUUUACUGUUCGCCAUAAUUUCGGAGCUUUUCGGACUCAAGUACUACUCAACUCUGUACAAUUUCGGAUCAGUGGCCAGUCCGAUCGGUCUAUAUAUCCUCAACGUGAGGAUUACUGGGCAUUUAUACGAUAAGGAAGCGACGAGGCAAAUGGCAGCUUUGGGAGCCAAACGGAAAUCUGGGCAACAGUUGAUUUGUAAUGGUGUCAAGUGUUUUCAGUUGUCGUUUCUUAUUAUCACUGCUGCGACGUUUUUAGGGUCCUUAGUUUCGCUGAUUCUGGUGCUUAGAACCAGAAAGUUUUACAAGAGUGAUAUUUACAAGAAGUUUAGGGAUGUUGCUAAGGCCAAUGAGACCGAAAUGGCUUUGGCUGAAUAUGGUAUUAAACCAUCUAAUAAUGGUACUACUACAGCAGCCAUUAAUGGAAAGUAAGAGCUGUACUCACACUAAUUUGUGGUAUAUACAUAAAUUUUAUAUACAUUAUUAAUGUGA